Rhagoletis zephyria (snowberry fruit fly) is the source of this 1782-nucleotide messenger RNA. RefSeq names its product RNA-directed DNA polymerase from mobile element jockey-like. NCBI's taxonomy places the organism in Eukaryota, Metazoa, Arthropoda, Insecta, Diptera, Tephritidae. Gene Ontology annotation, molecular function: catalytic activity. The record is from RefSeq and is a predicted model, not a curated record.
AGAAUCCAAGCGCUCUUGUAAAAAAAAUUCACACAGCUAAUCGGUAGUAAUAAGUUACAUAUUAUCCCACUAUCUAAGGGAAAUAUUCGCGAAACUAAAGUACAAAUUUAUUCCGAACAGGAUUUUCGAAAUACCUGAAUGACACAAACACAAAAUUUUAUACAUACCAACUUAAAAGUGCAAAAGGUCUACAAAUUGUAAUUAAAGGUAUCGAACCAAGCGUUGAAGCUGUGGAAGUUUUGGAAGCACUUAAAGAACAAGGUUUCAAUCCAAAAGCUGCUGUGAAUAUUUUUAAUAGGAACAAAAUCCCUCAACCUAUGUUUAAAGUUGAGCUCGAGCCUGAAAACAAACCUCUGGGCAAAAACGAUGUGCAUCCAAUUUAUAAAUUGCAAUAUCUGCUGCACCGUAGGAUAACUGUGGAAGAACCGCAUAAGAGAAAUGGCCCUGUACAAUGCACCAACUGCCAGGAGUAUGGUCAUACUAGGUCUUACUGCACGCUUCGCUCAGUGUGCGUAGCUUGUGGAGAGCUACAUGUCUCUGCCACUUGCACAUCAAACAAAGAAGACCCGCGUGCAAAAAAUGUGGUAACUGCGGUGGAAAUCACACAGCAAACUACAGAGGCUGUCCAGUCUAUAAGGAGUUAAAAAACCGGAUCAACCAACGCGUGGCUUCCAUACGUACUCAUAAUGUACCGAAUGCCUUUGUACCCUCCCAAACGAAUCCUGACGUCUUAUUCGCCAAAAGAGCCACGUCGCCAACAGUUCUAUUAAACACCGUCAAUGGCGUCUCGUUUGCAAGUGCCUUAAAAUCAGGCUUAGAAAACCGUGCCCCUGCAAGAACUCAUGCGAAAUCAAAAUACGCUGCUCAACCUGCUUGCUACUCAGCAAACAAGAUAAUGACCUUACUUAAAAUAGCCCACUUGAAUGCAAAUGGCAUUCCUCACCACAAACUAGAGCUGUCAAAAUUUCUUAAGGACAAGGAAAUUGACAUAAUGCUCCUUGCUGAAACACACCUCACUAAUAGAUAUAAUUUUGGUAUUUCGGGAUAUACCUUUUAUUGCACGAAUCAUCCAGAUGGAAAGGCGCAUGGCGGAACUGGUAUUUUAGUCAGAAACCGGAUUAAACACCAUCAUUUGACUGGAAUUGCCGAGAAUUAUCUGCAAGCAACAUCAAUAUGCGUACAAACAAAGCAAGGUGAUAUUACGCUGUCCGCGGUUUAUUGUCCCCCACGUUUCACGAUAACAGAAAAACAGUUUAUGGAUUUCUUCAGUUCGCUGGGAGAGCGCUUCCUUGCUGCAGGUGAUUAUAAUGCGAAGCACCCUCACUGGGGCUCACGCUUGUCCAACCCGAAAAGCAAGCAAUUAUAUAACGCGCUUAUAUGUAGAAGAAACAAACUCGAUUACGCUUCUCCUGGAAAGCCUACAUAUUGGCCGGCAGACCCGCAAAAGUUGCCAGAUUUGAUUGACUUUGCGGUGACAAGGAAAAUUCCUCGCGGCCUUAUUAGUACAGAAUCAGUUGCAGAUCUCUCAUCAGACCACUCACCUGUACUUUUCACCUUGUGGCAUCAGCCGCAAGAAAGAGUCACCCUAUAUGCUCACGACAAGGGCUACAAAUUGGUUAAAGUAUAAAAAAUAUAUCAGUGCGCAUAUAGACGUCGAUCCAAAUUUAGAUACGCCGACCGAUAUUGAAAACUCCAUAGCCGCUCUUGAAUCUACACUUAGAGCAGCCGCUAGCAUUUCCACACCCCAGAAAGGUUAUGUGCAAAAUAAAAAAUAUAAUUUAA